Penicillium cataractarum is the source of this 1593-nucleotide messenger RNA. RefSeq names its product cytochrome P450. NCBI's taxonomy places the organism in Eukaryota, Fungi, Ascomycota, Eurotiomycetes, Eurotiales, Aspergillaceae. Gene Ontology annotation, molecular function: oxidoreductase activity, acting on paired donors, with incorporation or reduction of molecular oxygen; heme binding; iron ion binding. The transcript is spliced from 2 exons. The record is from RefSeq and is a predicted model, not a curated record. Bases 1 to 1593 code for a protein of 530 amino acids.
AUGCUGUCCCUUCUUGCCCUCGCCCCGUAUACGGUCGGGUUGGUCUUUAUUUCCUUCGUCUACUUCCUCGCAUAUCCCUACUAUGAAUACCUUCGUGAUCCUAAAGGGCUUCGAAAAUACCCAAACCUCUCUCCCUUCUCGGGCAUUUCGGCCCUCCCCUUCAUGUUCAUGGCCUCGCGGGGUUUCCGGUCCAUGGAACUCACCCAGUUGCACAAGGAACACCCAGUCAUUCGCACGGGACCCAACAUGUUGUCUUACGGAGAUGUACGAGCCAUCAAGGAUAUCUACGGACACAACACUAAGUGUACCAAGGAUGCAUCCUACGCAGUCACUGCAGGCACUCACUUCAACCUGGCGGAUGUCGUCGAUAAGCCCGACCAUGCUAUAAAGCGCAAGGUCCUGUCUUCAGCUUAUGCAUUGAAGAAUCUCGAGAGUUGGGAAUACAAGGUCACCGAUAAGGUCCAGCGCAUGUUCAAGCAUUUUGAUGAAGUUUGCACUCUUACACCCAAGGAGGACGUUGCCUCUGGCAAGGUGGCUCCCGAUCCCCAGGACUUAACUCUGGAUCUGCGAGCCUGGACCAACUUCUUCACUCUCGAUGCAAUUGCCGAUAUUGGUCUUUCCGAGAAGCUUGGCUUCCUUGAUAAUGGAAAUGAUAUGGUCAUGGCCGAGCGGAGGGAUGGUACCACAUACAUGACCAGUCUGCGCGAAGCUCUCUACCCCACGGCCCGCAAGCAAUCCCUUAUCCUAUGGAACUAUGAAUGGUACCCCAUUCUCGACAAGCUGGUUAAUUUCAUCCCCUUCUUCGGUCGCAUGGCCACAUCGGCAUCUAACUGGGACAACAUCAUGUGGCGCCGAGGAAGCGAGAGACUGCAACGGUACGAAGCGGGCGAGAAAUUAGAUGACUUCUUCCAGGCUCUCAUGGAGGAUAAGAAUGGUAACCCGAACAACCUAGAAUGGGGCGAGGUUAUUGCCGAGUGCAACAUCAUGAUGAACGCUGGAAGUGUGACGACAGCCAUCGCCAUCACGAAUGUCAUGUACCAACUUCUCCGCAACCCGCGCUGCCUGGUCAAACUGCGCGAGGAAGUCGACGCCGUCCUUGACGAUGAUGAUGCUGUCGCCGACUACGACAAGGUUAAGCAUCUCCCCUAUCUCCGCGCUUGCCUGGAUGAGUCCCUACGUAUCUUCCCUCCUACUUCUCACGGCCUCCCUCGUGAAACGCCUGCCGAAGGCACAAAUAUUCUGGGAGAGUGGGUUGCCGGUAAUACCUCCGUCAGCAUGUCAGCACUAGUUGCCCAUCGUGACGAAGGUGUCUUCCCAAAUGCCGAUCAGUAUAUCCCCGAACGUUGGCUCGGUGAAGAAGGCAAAGCGCUGCAGCCUUAUCUGAUCGCCUUUUCAGCGGGUGCUCGAUCCUGCAUCGGUCGCAACAUUUCCUACCUGGAGCAGACGAAAGCGAUUGCAUCCAUGGUCCACCGGUAUGACUUUGCGAUGGCUCAUCCGGGUUGGGAGUUGAAGCGAUUGGAAACUAUGAAUUUGAUUUUGGGGGAGAUGCCGGUGAAAAUUUGGCGGCGGAGUUUGGGAGUGAACGACUCAUAG